Wasmannia auropunctata (little fire ant) is the source of this 702-nucleotide messenger RNA. RefSeq lists its product as uncharacterized. The transcript has a single exon. The record is from RefSeq and is a predicted model, not a curated record. Bases 1 to 702 code for a protein of 233 amino acids. Lineage: Eukaryota; Metazoa; Arthropoda; Insecta; Hymenoptera; Formicidae.
AUGGACAAUCUUCUAGUCCAGCAGCAAGUGGCCAUGAGGGUCGUGGAACGCGCCCUCGACAACUUCAAGAAGGUCGGCCGUGCGAACUACACCUGCGGUGGUGUCCGCAAUCGCAUUCUCAAUCUCAACUCUGCCUACGCUCACUGCGAGCAACUUCACGCACAACUCAUCAGUGUAGCAGCUCUGGAGGGUCGCGAGGCAGAGGAAUAUUUCUUGGAAAAUCGAUUCGAGAAAAUGGAGGAUGUCUACUACACUUCCUCGGACUAUAUGGCGAACAUCCUGGCCGAACUCGAACCACCUCCGUCAAGUCCUGGCUUGUCGGUCAGUCAAGCUCAACCGGCCACUUCGGGCAAGAUAAGUAGCAACUUGCCGCUGUUAAGUCUACCAAAAUUCUCAGGCGAGUUAAGCGAGUGGGAAUCCUUUCGGGAUCAAUUUCGCGCAAUCGUUAUCGACAAUAACGAUCUCUCAAAUGUAUCGCGGAUGCAUUAUCUCAGCUCAUGUUUAAAGGACGAAGCGCGUAACGUCUUACGAUCGUUGCCCAUUACGAAUUCGAAUUUUCCAGUAGCGUGGGGACUCCUUGUCAAACGGUACGACAAUAAGCGUCGACUCGUGCACGAACACAUUCAUGCGCUUCACAAUCUACCUACUGUAAAAACCAAUCCGCGUCGGAACUUGCGACUCUACACGAUAAAGCAACUCUAG